AUGAAGGUUGCUACUUUUCUAGGACCCAUUGCAUUAGCUGCAAUUGCAGUUGGAGAAAAUCCGAACGUAUUCAAAAUAGAUUUCAAUGUUUUAAGAGGAAAUAGUAAAAGAGACUUAUCACUCAUAGAUGAAAGGCCGUAUGUUGUUAAAAGAGACGGAUCUGCGGAAAUGGAAAUUCAAAAUGAAAGGACAUUUUAUUUGGCUAACUUGAAAGUAGGAUCAAACGAAGAUGAAGUGGGGGUUUUGGUGGAUACUGGGUCUUCUGAUUUAUGGAUGAUGUCUCAUGAUCUAACUUGUGAAGCUGUUUCUUCGUCAUCAUCAAAGAGAGAUGUGAUUGUGGACAGUAAAUUACCAACGACCGAUAAUGAUAAUAAAGGUGGGAAGGAUAAAGUGGUGGAUAAUAAAGACCAAGCGCACGCAAAACAAGUAUCGAAGUCGAGUGAAGAUGUAGCUACUAAAUCUUCGGAUGGGAAUGAUAAGGCAUUGUGGGAUUUUGGUGACACUACUACCACUAUUACUACAAGUCCGGAAAGUCCAGGAUCAGGGGGCGGAGGAAGCGGAAGCAGUGGUUCGAGUAAGAGUGCUGACGGCUCAACUACUAACACUUGUACUUCAUAUGGUUCUUUCAAAACUGAAGGUUCGGAUACAUUCAAUCGUAACUCAUCAGCCCCUGCAUUUUCUAUUAGUUAUGCUGAUGGAACAGAUGCAUACGGUAUUUGGGGGACUGACGAUGUUCGUUUCGGCGAUAUCACGGUAAAAGAUUUAUCAUUUGCCAUUGCAAAUGAGACCAGUUCUAACGUUGGUGUUUUAGGUAUAGGUUUAUCCGGAUUGGAAACUACUUAUUCUAGCCAAUAUGGCGGUAAUUAUCAAUACGAGAAUUUACCAUUGAAAUUGAAGAGCCAGGGUACUAUUGAGAAAGCGGCAUAUUCGGUUUAUUUGGGUGAGAAGGCUGCCAAGGCUGGAUCUAUCUUGUUUGGUGCAGUUGAUUCGGCUAAAUACACCGGCGACUUGCAAACUGUGCAGAUUGUGAAUACUAUGAAGAGCUAUGGUUAUUCUGAAGCUAUUAAGCUAGAAAUUAUUGUCAAUGGCCUCACUUUCAAUGACUCCGGCUCCGAAAUCGAUAUCACAUCUAACGAGCAUACUGCAGUGUUAGACACUGGUUCCACAUAUUCAUACUUCCCAACUUCUCUUUUGCGAUCCGUUGGCGAAACAUUAAAUGGACAAUAUUCGUCCUCCUUGGGAGCGUAUAUGAUAGAUUGUAUUGGUGAUGACGAUGAUUCGUAUUAUUUCACUAUUGAUUUCAGUGGUGCCAAAAUCCAAGUCCCAUUGUCUGACCUAGUCACUGAAUACUCUACAGACCAAUGUUUUUUGAGUAUCUUGCCGCAAACAGGAGCAGAUUACAUUUUAUUUGGUGACAAUGUUUUAAGAAGUGCUUAUCUUGUUUACGACUUAGAAGACUUCGAAAUUUCCUUAGCUCAAGUGAAAUAUACUUCGGACGAGAGUAUCUCAUCCAUCUCAUCUUCUGUCCCAAAUGCUAAAAAUGCCCCAGGUUAUUCUUCUACUGCGAUUUCCACCGCUUCAGAUGAUUCGAAUUCGGUAACGACUUCUAGCUUUGGUUCUAAAAAAUCCGAUGCUUCAGUAAAUAAUUUAUCAACUGUUAAAUGGUACAGUUUGAUUUUAGGCUUUGGCCUUUUAGUAGGUGCAUUUAUAUAA
Debaryomyces fabryi is the source of this 1713-nucleotide messenger RNA. It is a transcript of the gene SAP9, whose product is annotated as aspartyl protease. Gene Ontology annotation, biological process: proteolysis. Bases 1 to 1713 code for a protein of 570 amino acids. NCBI's taxonomy places the organism in Eukaryota, Fungi, Ascomycota, Pichiomycetes, Serinales, Debaryomycetaceae. The transcript has a single exon. Gene Ontology annotation, molecular function: aspartic-type endopeptidase activity. The record is from RefSeq and is a predicted model, not a curated record.